Schizosaccharomyces japonicus yFS275 is the source of this 7247-nucleotide messenger RNA. RefSeq names its product ATPase with bromodomain protein. Gene Ontology annotation, cellular component: chromosome; nucleus; chromatin. Gene Ontology annotation, molecular function: ATP binding; ATP hydrolysis activity; ATP-dependent histone chaperone activity. The coding region runs from base 1141 to 4599 and encodes 1152 amino acids. Gene Ontology annotation, biological process: DNA replication-dependent chromatin assembly; regulation of gene expression; transcription elongation-coupled chromatin remodeling. The record is from RefSeq and is a predicted model, not a curated record. The transcript has a single exon. Lineage: Eukaryota; Fungi; Ascomycota; Schizosaccharomycetes; Schizosaccharomycetales; Schizosaccharomycetaceae.
CUUCAACGUACAAAAAGUCGAAAAGCAGGUUUUCCCUCUCAAAAAGAGCAAGAUUUAUAGUUCUUCUUCAUGAUAAAACGUGAAUAUAUAAUGCUACAUACACUUAGUGUCAUUGUUGAACCGUAUUAACAAAAAAAAUAUAUAUCUCAAAAAACAGGUUUUGGCAAAAUUGUAAUAACUAGACGUCUCAAGCUGAGCUGAACCUACCAAAAACCAAACACCUAUAAUGGCUGACUGAAAACUUGAAGAUGAUCACCGCAGGCUAAAUUGUCAGACGGAGCAAUACUUUUUCAUUUCUCAUGGAAACGGAUCAUUGACAUGUAGUCUCUAAUGUUUUGCAUUUCCUUUAUAAAACAGGAUUUCUUUUUUUUUUCGUCGCGUCAAUGAGAACGACCUUUUAAGGAUGUCUAUUUCAGUAUUGGUGGGCGACUCUACUGACUCAUACCACCAAACGUGGUGCUGACCACACAGUUCAGCCGAGUUUGCCAACACCAUCAUUUUCCCAUUCACCUGCAAGUUCCGCUACUAGAAGGGCAGGAAUUACGGCUUCGAUAAGGGUUCCAGUGCUAAAUAUUACUCUUUAAUCGUACGGAACAUUUGGCCUCUGACUUUGUUUUGGCGACGAACGUUUUCAGUGUAUCUUCACUGAAUCUGGGGAUAAAGCGCGAACUUGCGGCAGUUCGUACAUCUCAUAACGCUUAGGAAGUUGCAAGUUUAUUUUUCCUUGGUCUAUUCUCUAGAAAAUAGAUUUCGCUCGUGGCGGUUAAUUAAAACGCUUCAGCAAUAGCGACAAUUCAUAAAAAAAGGUUUACGACAGAGCAGUGAUUCGUUCACCGUAUAUUAUACCCAUUGCCAUCAUUUACUUUUGGUCAAGUGCAGUGGUUGGCUAAAACAUUAUUGACCAACUGAUAGUGGACGCGUUCUCUCUUUCCCUAGUCAAUUACAAAAGUGUCUGCUUUUUCAGAAAACCGGGGACCUCCGUUCCCGCCCUUUUCCGACUCUCUUAACAAACCCGGCGCUGAUUUCACAAACCCCUAUCUUUGGAAAAGGCAUCCUGUGAGAAUCUGCUUCAAGGAUUCUGGCGCAAAACAACGUUACCUUGAUUCAUUAGAGCAUGCGGAAUUAGAGGCAGCUUCUGAUAUGCCGAUGGAACCGUCUGAUGAAGAGUCUGAGAAUGUUGCCGAUGAAGGUGAGCAGAGCGCUCAAAUUGAGGAUAACAACUUCACCGAACAGCCUUCGGCUUAUUUGGAGUCCAUGCCUUCCGGCGAAAAGGAAAGCGAGUUAGAGGAUGAUGUUGAAGUGAAAGAUGACAACAGCGAUGAUCCGGAUUUUGAGCCUGUGAACCACCGGCGGCGGCGGCGACAAAGCAACUCUCGUCCCUCAAAGCGUGCACGUCGCUCUGUGGUGAAAGAUGAAGAUGAUGAAGACGAGGAGUAUUAUGAAACUCAAACUCGAAGAAGUCAUCGUUCCAGUGUCAGCUAUGGUGACAAUGACAAUUAUGAAGAAGACUCUAGCAAUGCUUCGUUUGUGGACACAGAGUCCGAACUAACAAGUCUUGAAUCGGAGGAAUUUUCUUCUGAAGAGCAAACGGGUACGCGACGUUCCGCUCGACUUCGUAACCGGCAACAUGCGAAUGGUGAGGAAGAAGAGGAAGAGGAGCAUCGCCCAACUUUGCGGAAACGCAAAUCCCGACCAGAUUAUAGACUGCCAGCACCCGAUUAUGGACCAGAUGAAUUGGAUCAGUUGAACAACACCACAACCUCCAAUUCAAAUCGCAAAAAAACGGCAGCUGAGCAUGUGGUGAUACGCUUAUUACAGAAACAGGUGAACAAUCCCGUUGACCUGGACUUUUUCAGCGAUUCCGAUGAUGAAGGUAUUAUUGGAAAACAAGUUGGUGGUGAUUCGGGCAUAAAGGCUUUAGAGGAUCCAAAUUCCGCGGGCGGUCCAGCAAAUUUCGGUCAGGUGAACAAUACGAAGGAUUUGGCAGACUUGGAUCCUUUGGGGGUCGACAAAUCUAUCUCGUUUGAUUCCGUUGGGGGUUUGGAUAAUCACAUCAAUCAAUUGAAAGAAAUGGUAAUGCUCCCAUUACUGUAUCCCGAAGUGUUUCUUCGUUUUAAUCUGAAGCCUCCUCGUGGUGUUCUUUUCCAUGGACCGCCUGGUACAGGAAAAACGCUGAUGGCGCGUGCGUUGGCGGCCACAUGUUCUACUGAAGGAAAGAAAAUCUCGUUUUAUAUGCGGAAAGGUGCCGACUGUCUUAGCAAAUGGAUUGGUGAGGCAGAACGGCAAUUAAGGUUACUGUUUGAAGAAGCGAGAAACACUCAACCUAGUAUCAUCUUUUUCGAUGAGAUUGACGGUUUGGCUCCAGUGCGAAGUAGUAAACAGGAACAAAUCCAUGCGUCUAUUGUUUCAACUUUAUUAGCGUUGAUGGAUGGUAUGGAUGGUCGAGGACAGGUCAUUGUGAUUGGCGCCACAAACCGCCCAGAUGCAGUAGAUCCUGCCUUACGACGACCAGGUCGUUUUGAUCGUGAAUUUUACUUUCCUUUGCCCGACUUAGAAGCUCGGAAAUCCAUUAUUAAAAUUCACACAAAGAAUUGGGACCCUCCCUUGGACCCGAACUUAUGUGACUUGCUUGCUCAGAAAACUAAAGGGUAUGGAGGCGCUGAUUUGAGAGCUUUAUGCACUGAGGCGGCUCUUAAUGCUGUGAAGCGUACAUUCCCUCAGAUUUAUAGCAGUUCACAAAAAUUACUUCUUGAUCCAAAAUCAAUACAAGUUAAGGUUAAGGACUUUGUCCUCUCCAUGAAGCGGAUUGUGCCGUCUUCACAACGUUCUGCAAUUUCAGGUAAUAAGCCCCUGCCUGCUGAAUUGGAAGUAUUGUUAGGACAAACACUAAAGUCAAUUUUACGCACCCUACAUCAUAUAAUGCCACUUCCAAAAAAGGUUAAUAUUAUGGAGGAAGCAAUGUACGAUGAUCCUUGUGAUGAUAGCUUCGAAUAUCAGCAGAGAUUGGACGACUUGGAAACUUUACGUGUUUAUCGACCUCGUCUCUUAAUCUGUGGUGAGAAAGGUUUAGGCCAGGUUGACUUGGGACCUGCCAUUCUCCAAUACUUUGAAGGUGUACACGUGCAAUCCUUUGACUUGUCUACCCUUCUACAAGACUCCAAUCAAAGUUUGGAGAGUACUAUUAUUCAGUUAUUCGCAGAAGUUAGGCGGCAUACACCUGGUGUUAUUUAUAUUUCGGACAUUGACAGUUGGCUUAAUGUACUGCCGGAAAGCGCGAUUGCGACGUUUUCUUCUCUGCUUGAAAGUUUAGCACCUUCAGAUCCAGUCUUAUUUCUCGCUAUUUCUUGGGUGCCUCUGGCCUCUUGUCAUCCUUUGCUUCUUGAAUGGUUUCCCCAUAAACGUUCUGUAUUUGAAUUACAGCGGCCAUCUAAGCGAAGCCUAAAACUCUUCUUUCAGGCAGUAAUUGACCUUAUUGCGAAACCUCCCACUGAAUUACCAGAUGGCGUGCCGCGGAAAAAACGGACACUUCCAGAAUUGCCAAUUGCGCCUGUUGUUGUUGAUGCAACUCCGGAGAAGAACCAAUUAAAGCAAACAAAACAUAACGAUAUGCGUCUUCUUAACAAACUGAAAAUUAAACUUAAUGCGCUGCUGGGAAGCUUGAAGCCUCGUUAUAGAAAAUUUCGGAAACCACUUAUCGACUUCAGUGAUAUACAUUUCGUCGAUCCGGAAACAGGUGACGCUCAGGUUUCGCGAGAUGAUUGUAAUUUUGAAUUGGUUGACGACCAAGUGCGUCGUAUUGGCACUUCAGAAACGUUUAGCAUGAUGAGUUUAGAGGAAGUGGAGAAACGUGUUUGGGAUAACAGUUAUUGCACUCCUCUUGAAUUUCUUAAAGACAUCAGACUUAUUCUCAAGGAUGCCCUUAAGCUUGGGGACCUCGAAACGAAAAAGCGCGCACAAGAAAUGUACACCAACGUUCAGUUUGCCCUUGAAGAUAUGGAGGAUGGCCAUUUCUUUCAAGAUUGUGAGCGGAUGGCUGUCCGUGAAGCUGAACGGAGGCGCAUUCGCCAAAAGAAGCUUGAUGAGAGACUUCGCCUGGAGGAAUUAAAAGAAGCAAAUGAGGCCGCACUAGCAGCCGCUUCGGUUGUUCACACACCUGUUUUACAGGAAGAGGAGGACAUGCAGCUCGAUUCGCCGAAUACUGUCAUGAAAAUACACAUGCAACUGCAGAAAGACCCUUAUGAACUGAUUCCAAAGGUAAUUGCGUCAAAGGAGCCUCCUUCUGUUCCUCAAGAAUUAAGGGUUCCUACCGAAAAAGACGAAACUGUCGACGUACCUACAGCUGUCCCGUUGGAACCAGACGUUGCGGAGGAGGUGAAAGCGGAAGAAAUGCAGCUGCAUUUAGACAAACAAAAGUUAAGUGAGCUCCGGGAGCAGCUGAUCUCAAGCACCGAAAACUACACCGUUGAUCAGCUUGAGCGGUUACAUGCAUCGCUUUACAAAGUUAUAUGGGACACUCGGAGUACUUGGGAUCGUAACGUUGUAAUUUCUAAAUGCCUCCGCAUCGCCCAGGAGGUUAUUGAGGACGAGAAGGCAAAGUAGUUUUCCACCAAAUCUACUAAAAGCUGUGUGAUUUACUAUUUAAUUAAAUUGGGUGCUUGUAAAUAGCUUCAUUCAUAAAAUUACAUUGGUCAUUUUCAAAACAUACAGGGUGUCAUCUCAUAUACGGUGAACACACAUUCACUUCAGAUGAACGGUAGCACAUCAAUCUGCCAUGUAAGAAACAUCGACAGGUUGAAUGUCCGCAGAUUCUUUGCUGACUCGAACAUCUUCAGUGGACAAUACUGUUCCAACAUCACCAUCUGCAGCGGUGCCUAGCUCAGUAGCGUCAUAUUUGGCGCGUCCUUGCUCAAUUAGCUUUUCAACUUCCAUACGAUAGGAAAUAAAUUUGAGUUUGGGAAAAGAAGCGCGUUUACCAGCGAGAAUCAUUCGACCGAGACGUUGCUCAGUAGGAGGAUCCAAAAUGUAAUAAAAGUCGGACAACAGAGUCUUAGGCCAAAUCGUAACAGUUCCCUCAAAACGCUGUAAGAAGACGUUGCUCCAGUCUUGACCGAAAGGGCGCGGCAAAAGUUCCAGACUGCGUACAACAUGAAGCCAUUUAAUCAUUUCAAACUUCAAAUACUGCUCCAAGGCACUUCCCAAAUAACCACCUCGCCAGCCCUGACCUUUGCGAUGGGAGACAGGUCUGCCUAUAGCGCCACGAGGAGAGAAAAAGAAAAUUUGAAUAUGGGGAUUCGUUUGGCUGACAAUGGAGUAGUGAACAUUGAACUGGGUUCGAAGUUCUGCGAGCGGUAUAUCUGUACGCAGACUUCCAUCUCUCCAGCGAUUGCCAAAAUUGUAUGGUAUAAGCUUGCCAUCAACCGAACGUGUCAUUAAAGGUACUGGUCGUAGAAUCCCGGGGACGGCACAACUAGCAAUGACAGCACUCCAAAUGAUUGUAUUGGGAGCUGUCAGAUAGUUGAUAAUUUUGGGCGGCGAAUGGACAUCGCUUGGAACGACAGUGAUAUUGAGAAUACGACCUGUGCGCUCAUAGGCUUCAGCGAAAGUCAUACUUCCACGGGUAAACCACAUACAGGUUCGAGCCCAAGCUACUUCACUAAAACGAGCGCCUGUUUUAACGUACCGAACAAUUGUAUCCAUAAAGUUCCCCAUUUGCGACUCGAAAUGGGAAGCCAUUUGAGGCACAAUUAUCUCUUUUAACUCUUCAUUCGUUCGCGUACAUAAUAAAGCAGCAACAAGGCCACCACCGCUCGUACCAGUAAUCACACUGGGAAGGAGAUUUUCGUCCAAAAGUGCACGAACAACGCCCAAAUGAUAGAAAGAAAAACUGGCACCGCCCGACAAACACAAUGCCGUUCGUCCAAAAUUCCGGGCAAAGUACUGGAAAACACGCCGUGACUCGUACUCGUCAAAAACGUUCUCUGUAAGCAGCAGCUGUAAACACUCUGUAACUUCCGUGUAAAACUCGUCUACAAGUUUUUUGGUGCCAUAGUAAGUCUGGGAGUACAGCAUAGGACUAUCCAAGCCUGCAAAAUUGCUACGGACACAGACGUCCAAAGUUGACUUCAGUGCCUCCCAAUUCUUUUCUUUCCUGUGUUUACGGAUGUUGGAGAGUACGGUUCCGACUAAUGUAUAGUCGUAAUACGCGAACUUUGGGUCGUCAAACCAUUCGUCAUGACCCAAGUACUUGUCUAAAGCAAUCGCAUUUGUUUUCCACUCUUCAUAACUGGUAGACUUGUUAAGUCGCUUUCUUAAACGUUCAGCUUCGCCUCUCCAAAUGAAGACAUUUUCGUGAAUGCUAAUAAACAAGCGAGUAAAUAUGUACAGAGAUCCAGUAAUUACUAAUGAUAUCAAGGAAAACAACAUCAAUGGCCAUCGAAGUAAAGGAUACGUGAAUCCUUCACGCUUUUCGUCCCUUCGUUGCCGUCCACUAAAUCGUUGAACGCGUUCAUUAAUUGGAUUCCAGUCAUGUUGAGCUUCAAUGUAUUCAAUUCGCUUGUCUCUUUCCGACUGAUGCUGUGAAGUGUAGUUACGAAAGUCGUCUAAGUCUGUUUCAUUAACAUAGGAUUGCCUUAAAUCUGAUCCUAAGUCCAUAAUAGGAGCCGACAUAUGUUUUGAUUCCGAGUUCAAGUCAGAAUUUCAAAAAUGAUACAAAAUAACACAAUUGAUGUGUAAGGACCGUGUUCUUAUGGAUAUUCGCGUUCUUAUAAUCGUCAAUUGCUGUUGAGGAAGUGGAGGAAGAAAAGUUCCUUCUGAUGGCAAAUGUGAGACUAGGGUCGGACCAACGGUAUGACACAAGAGUUCGCUGGGUUCGAAAAGUUCACACGUUUUAAGAUGCAUUGCUAUUAGCUUGGACAAUUAAGAUGACGAGAUUUUUGGCAGCAAACUCUUUAUGUUGCGGCAUUUUGUGCCUAGAGACGCUGUAAGACCGCAAGAAAAAUUGUUUCAAGUAGCAGAGUGGUAAAAUAAGCCGUUUCGAGCCCGAUGAGAAAUUGAACUAUGAAAUUCAUUAUUGUUAAUUAAAUAAAUACUGCGAAAUAGGUCUCUCGUACUGUAAAUGUUUAUUUACCUCCCCUGUUCUGUUAUGUUUCUAUUGAAUAAAUGUUAUUAAGGUAUUUAAAUUCGCUUGUAAGCGAAAGUUUGAACCCUUUCAUAAAUAGCAAUAAGUGGCUCAAACGCGUCCUUUUGUG